CAAAAUAUUUACGCUCCGCGAUUUAGUCGGCACACUGCCGUUCUUAGAAGUGGUUACUGACAUAAUGUUGUCCAGAGCUAUUGUGUUAGCUGCCUUCUUUUGUGUCGCGAGAGCGAGUGUGGUUGUGAAUAUUUUCGACGAUGAUUCAGAUGAAAAUCAGUUGUCUGAUACUCGUAGCUGCAACCUGCAGUGGUGCGAACAGCAAUGUCGCCGUAUGGGCUUCAAAGGCGGCGUCUGCGUCGGUGACAGGUGCAAGUGUGACAUCUUGACUUCUGAUGAUGAGUAUGGGACUCAAUUGUCGGACAUGCGAAGUUGCAACCUGCAGUGGUGCGCGCAGCAAUGCCGUCGUAUGGGCUUCCCAGGAGGCGUCUGCGUCGGCGACCGCUGCAAGUGUGACAUCAUGGAUGCUGAAGGUAUUGUUGAAAAAGAGUUGUCCGAUGUUCAAAGUUGCAACCUGCAAUGGUGCGAGCAGCAAUGCCGACGUAUGGGCUUCCCAGGAGGCGUCUGUGUCGGUGACCGCUGCAAGUGUGACAUCAUGACCUCUGAUGGCACAGCAUUACAACCCCUGUCAAAUGUGGAAACCUGCGACUUGGCAGAUUGCAACAGACGUUGCCAGGCCUUCGGCUACAACUCUGGGGUCUGCAUUGGAGGCCGCUGCAUGUGUAAAAUCCGUAAAUACGUAGAGACAGAUUUGGAAGCGUCGCCUAAUUUGGGAAUAUGUGAACAGCAAGACUGCAACGACCAGUGCCGUCGCCGCGGCUUCUUUUCCGGAGUUUGCGUCGGAAAUGUAUGCAUGUGUAGAGUCCAAGAUUCCGAAGAAUCCAUCUUAAAGCCGCUGCCCCAUGAAGGUAGUUGCAACCGAAAGCAAUGUAACAUGCGUUGUCGUGCUUUCGGCUUCCACUCUGGAGUAUGUGUCGACGGUAAUUGCAUCUGUAAAAAAAAAUCUGAAGACAUCGAAUCUUCGUCGUCCGUUGAUGGUUGCAAUAAAUCUAUAUGUCAAUUGAAGUGUAUGCGCAAGGGCUAUGUUCGAGGCAGAUGUCGUCAUGGUCAUUGCGAAUGUGCCCGUACCGUGUCUGAAGAUAAUGAAAUAGACAGCGAAAUUCGAACACAGUCAGCUGAACAAACAGACAUCGAAUCCUCGUCAUCCGUUGGUGGUUGCAAUAAACCUUCGUGUCAAUUGAAGUGUAUGCGCAAGGGUUACAUCCGAGGCAGAUGUGUUCAUGACCAUUGCAAAUGUGCCCGUUUCGUAUCUGAAGGUAAUGAAACUGACAACGAAAACACAACUCAAGCUGCUGGACAAACAUCUAUAAAUACAAAUAGUCCGUCAUAGCUUAAAUAGCAAAUGCAAAAUGUUGGACUCCAUCUGAUGACGCAAAAUAAUAAUUAUUUUUAUACACUAAGUUUUCAUAAUACAACUAUAUAGGCUUGGAGUAGGUCUACUGUUAAGGGCAUAUUGAUUAACCGGAUAGUAUUAAAUAUGAACCGGUCAUUGCGUAUCAUGACCAAAACACAUUGACUAUCAAAAGUUGUAAUUCCCGGUAGGUUUGAAAUGGCUUGAUUUUUAUCUUGGAGCGGACAGUGUGAAUACUGCUCUACUUCUAGCCGGACAAUAUGAUAAAUUCGGCCGUGAAGUGUUUGCACCUACAUUCAUUAUCUUUGUUGAUUUUCACCAGAUUAUCGUCAAAUUCUUAAACUGUUAUUCGUAGGAAAUAUUUUUAUCAAACGUACUGACAUUCAACUACUUCGUUGGAUAUUUUUUAUGUGCCUACCUUUAUAUAAGAAUUAUGUAAGUUUCUUCUUCCUUCUUCUAAUCUUUUUAAUAUCCCAGGUUGGGAUGUAGGGCUCGGAUAACAGAUUUCCACUCCUCGGGAUCUUUUGCAGCCUCUGUAGUUUGGUCCCAUGAUUGAGUUUUUAACUCUCGGUCAACCGCGAACGUCGCUAGGUCUCUUUGGGCCGCCCCCUUUUGCGCCCAAAAUUAAUUAAAUUAAUUAUGUAAGUUUAAUUUGAUUUAAUAAACAAAACAUUAA
Pectinophora gossypiella (pink bollworm) is the source of this 2027-nucleotide messenger RNA. It is a transcript of the gene 6tox, whose product is annotated as tenascin-like. The record is from RefSeq and is a predicted model, not a curated record. The coding region runs from base 65 to 1330 and encodes 421 amino acids. NCBI's taxonomy places the organism in Eukaryota, Metazoa, Arthropoda, Insecta, Lepidoptera, Gelechiidae. The transcript is spliced from 11 exons. Gene Ontology annotation, biological process: defense response.